AUGGGCCAGCAGGAGGCAUCCCCAGGGCAGGAGCUGGGGGAUCGCUGCCCCAGCAGAUCAACUGGUGCCGGAGGGGAGUGCAGCCACUCUCUGGAGGCUCCCUGCAAUACGGAAGCUGAGUGCUCCUCCAGUGCAGCAAGAGUCACCCACUGCCUUUGUCUCUCUGACGCAGAGACCCCCAUGGACCAGUCAGAGAAGGACCUUGCCCCUGAGGAAAAGGCAGAGGAGGAUGAAGACCCAGACACAGAAGGAGAGGAAGAGGAGGAAGAGCUAGAGACAGAGGAGGAGAAGAAGCAGGAAGAGCAAAUCCUGAUCACUGAAAAAGAGGAGGAGAACAUGACCACAGAGGAGGAGGAAGUCCUGGACACAGAGGAGAAGGAGGAGGAGGAAAUAUCUAUAGAAAAGGACAAGGAGGAGGAUGAGAACCUGUCUGCAGAAGAGGAGGAAGAGAAGAAGGAGGAGGAAAACGUGUCUGCAGAAGAGGAAGAAGAGGAGAAGGAGGAAGAGAACGUGUCUGCAGGAGAGGAAGAAGAGGAGAAGGACGAAAAGAAUGUGUCUGCAGAAGAGGAAGAAGAGGAAGAAGAGAAGGAAGAGGAAGAGAAUGUGUCUGCACAAGAGGAAGAGGAGGAGAACGAAGAAGAGAAGGACCUGGCCAUGGAGCGGGAAGAGGAGCACCUGCCUGUGGAGGAAGAGAAAGAGAACCUGGCCACAGGAGUGGAACACCUGGCCACGGAGCAGGAGGAAGAGGAGAAGGACCUGUCUCCAGAGGAAAAAGAGGAGGACCUGGCCAUGGAGAAGGACCAGGCCACAGAGGAGGACAAGGAGGAUCUGGUUCAGGAGGAGGAGAAGGAAGUGGAUCUGGCAAUGGAGGAGGACAAGGAUGAGCAAAAGGACAUGGCCAGAGAGGAAGAUGAGAAGGAGGAGAACCUGGCUACGGAGAAGGAGCAGGAGGAAAAGGACCUGGCCAUAAAGGAGGACAAGGAGGAAAAGAAGGAGGAGAACCUGGCCACAGAGAAGGAGAGGGAGGACCUGGCCAGAGAGGAGGAAGUGGAGGAGGGGGAGGACCUGGCCAUGGAAAUGGAGCACGUGAUUAUGGAGAAGAAAGCAGAUGAGGAGAAGGAUGAGGAGGGCAAAGCCAAGUCCUCCUCCACCUCCAUGGCUAGUUCCCCCUUGCCCAGAUGCAUAAUCCAUUCCCACUGCCAGAUUCUUGCCCGCGGUGACAAUGAAGGAGCAGGAGAACUCCUUGGGGAGAACCCCCGGGCUGCACAGUCAGGUGUCACGGGGACGUCUCUGGGAGCCAUUGAUAGAGUGUUCUGUUGAGGCCAUUUUCCUUCUCUGACCCAGGGGUUCUCUGCUCCCAGAAUCUCAGCCAGGGAGGCCACCUUGCAGAAUAUGGCCCCGCAGUUUGGUUGUGGGCUGCAGGAGUCACCACAUUGGUGUGCAGGAGCCAUUGCACCUGCAUUGACUAGGGACCAAAACCUGCAGCCCUCACAGCCCAGGCUGCCCCCACGGAUGGCAAUGGGAGUGUAGCCUGGGUAACUAGCUGCUGGGCCAGGGCAUAUAGAGAGGACUCAGAGAUGAAGCAAACGAGUGGGCAGAGAAGUGAAGGAUGCAAGGGAAAGAGGAGAACGAGGACAUCAGAAGAGCUGCUG
Molecule: messenger RNA, 1652 nt
Organism: Gopherus flavomarginatus (Mexican gopher tortoise)
Lineage: Eukaryota; Metazoa; Chordata; Testudines; Testudinidae
Product: cilia- and flagella-associated protein 251-like
Exons: 5
Coding region: 1-1320 (439 amino acids)
Source: RefSeq, a predicted model, not a curated record